Molecule: messenger RNA, 345 nt
Organism: Mucor mucedo
Lineage: Eukaryota; Fungi; Mucoromycota; Mucoromycetes; Mucorales; Mucoraceae
Exons: 2
Coding region: 1-345 (114 amino acids)
Source: RefSeq, a predicted model, not a curated record
AUGGUUCAAACACCAGCUUCUCUUACUCUUAAGAAGGCUUGUGCAAGGCGGUUUGAACAACCUGACAUGACAAGACUGGUAACUACAGGUGAAGAAGUUCAAGGCCACACCAUUGUUUCGCUUUUGAACCCUGUGAUGUUCUGUAUUAAGUAUACUAGCCGCUACAAAUUGACGGACAAAGAGAUGCGUGAAGGUAUCAAUGGCGAUGAAAGGUGCCUUGAACAAGAAGUACUGGUUCAAGAAUGGUCAAAAGUAGCGAAAACAGAUCUCCUGACGCACAAUCGGUUGUAUAAAGAAGUAAAAAGGGUGGCAGUAGAACGUCUUACAAAAGAAAAGUUCCAGUAA